This is a messenger RNA of Glycine soja, 2117 nucleotides long. Its product is annotated as metal transporter Nramp2-like. Gene Ontology annotation, cellular component: membrane. NCBI's taxonomy places the organism in Eukaryota, Viridiplantae, Streptophyta, Magnoliopsida, Fabales, Fabaceae. The record is from RefSeq and is a predicted model, not a curated record. Gene Ontology annotation, biological process: metal ion transport. The transcript has 4 exons. Bases 142 to 1821 code for a protein of 559 amino acids. Gene Ontology annotation, molecular function: cadmium ion transmembrane transporter activity; manganese ion transmembrane transporter activity.
UUUCGCAGCCAUAGAUAUCAUUGCACUAAAUUCUCUCCAUCUUAUUCUCCCAUCCCACAUAACCAAAGAUAAAAUCAUUAAAAAUAUAUCAACCCCAACAACCAUGACAAAAGAUAUCGUUAUCCCACAACUGCAUGCAACAUGAGCACUCAGUCACAACAACACAACAAAAGAGAAUUCAAGGGAGAAGAAGAGGAAGAGGAAGAGGAAGAAGAAGAAAACCAUUUGUUACAUUCAGAAUGCGAGACAAUACCAUUUUCCUCACCCAACACAUCACCCUCAGAGUGGGAACAUGGAAACAAAGAAGAAGAAGAAGAAGAAGAGAAGGACACGGUGUAUGCAGCCAAGGACAAGGUGCAGAUAUUCGACCUGGAGUCUGCCGGUGGUGUAAGGGAAGGGUCCACAGCGGUGCCACCUUUUUCGUGGAGGAAGCUGUGGCUGUUCACCGGGCCGGGGCUGUUGAUGAGCGUGGCGUUUUUGGACCCGGGGAACCUUGAAGGGGACCUUCAGGCUGGAGCCAUUGCAGGGUACACGUUGCUUUGGUUGUUGAUGUGGUCUACCAUCAUGGGGCUGGUGAUACAGCUUCUGUCGGCAAGGCUUGGGGUGGCGACCGGGCGGCACCUGGCGGAGCUGUGCCGGGAGGAGUACUCCAAUUGGGCCAGGUUGGUGCUGUGGAUCUUGGCGGAGCUGGCUCUCAUUGCUGCUGAUAUUCAAGAGGUUAUUGGCAGUGCUAUUGCUCUCAAGAUUCUUAGCCAUGGACUUCUCCCCAUUUGGGCUGGUGUGAUUAUCACAGCCAUGGAUUGUUUCUUCUUUCUAUUUCUCGAGAACUACGGAGUGAGGAAGUUAGAAGGUGUAUUCGCAGUUUUCAUUGGAACUAUGGGCUUUUCUUUUGCGUGGAUGUUCUUCAAUACAAAUCCCAGUGAAGAAGAACUACUGAUGGGCCUUUUGAUCCCAAGAGUUAAUUCGAAAACACUUCGGCAGGCUGUGGAAAUUGUGGGGUGUGUGAUAACCCCCCACAAUGUGUUCCUCCAUUCUGCAUUAGUACAGUCAAGGGACAUUGAUAUCCGUAACAAAGGCCAGGUUCAAGAGGCUAUAAACUACUACUCAAUUGAGUCCUCGGUUGCACUUUUAGUCACAUUGGUGAUCAAUCUAUUUGUGAUAACUGUUUUCGCUAGGGUGUUCUAUGGUACAGAACAGGCCAAAGGCAUAGGAUUGGUAAAUGCAGGGCAGUAUCUUCAGGAGAGGUAUGGAGGAGGGUUGUUUCCAAUUCUCUAUAUAUGGGGUAUUGGUUUGUUAGCAGCUGGACAAAGUAGUACCAUCACAGGCACAUAUGCAGGGCAGUUUAUAACAGAGGGUUUUCUCAAGCUCAAUAUAAAGAAGUGGUUGAGGGCAUUGAUUACAAGAAGUUGUGCAAUUGUUCCAACUAUGAUUUGUGCAAUUGUUUUUAAUACCUCAGAAGGUUCUUUGGAUACCUUGAAUGAAUGGCUUAAUGUGGUCCAAGCAAUACAGAUUCCUUUUGCACUUAUUCCCCUUCUUACUUUGGUGUCCAAAGAGGAGGUAAUGGGGACCUUCAGAAUAGGGCCUAUAGUAGAGAGAGUAGCUUGGAGUGUGGCUGUGCUGGUAAUAUUGGUUUAUGGAUAUAUGUUAUUAGAUUUCUUCCUGGAUGAAGUGGAUGGACUGUUGUUUGGUUUUCUAGUCUUCCUUAGCGCUGCAGCAUGGAUUUCAUUUAUUAUAUAUCUGGUUCAACAUAGUGGUGCCAUUUCUUCAAUCCUGGUGAGGUCCCCUAAUUCCAAAGGCUUUUUCUCUCUUGCUGGUAACUAAGCUUCCAAAUUCAUUUAAUUUUUUGGGGCUAAAGAUGAAAAGAAUGAAUUAUGUUGCCAAUUUUGCAAGAGGGUCGUUGAUAUCGUUUUCCAAAAGGAAGCAUUGUUUCAACAGAACCGUCUCUGAAAUGCAAGUCCAUAUAGUUGAAAGAAAUUAUACUACGGCAACUGAGAACUUACUCUUCAUGCACAAGAUGAAGGUAUCACUAUGGUGAUAUAAGAAACUUUUACUAAUUAAGCUCUGCAAGAUUCUUUUGUAUAGAAAUUAGAAUAAACUACUUGAUUGUAAGUUGAAGC